UCGAGAGAAAGAGAGAGAAUCGAAGAAAAAGAAGAAGAAGGAUGGGAAUGGAGGUAGCUGAGAGGACGACGGAGAUGGUGGAGGACGGAUGUACGACGCCGAGAAGCAGUAUGUAUAGGAUUCCGGUGGCUUCUGUUUGUCCACCGCCGCCCAGGAAGAAAUCGAUGGUUUUGAGGAAACGAGAUCCACCGAGAAACGGGUAUUUUCAACCACCGGAUCUGGAAGCUUUGUUCUACGCUCAGCCUCGACGAGAAGCUUGCGUUUAGAUUCGAGAUUUCUUUCUAGGCUUUUUUUUUUUUUUUUUGGUGGCUUUCUUCUUUCUCUGUAAAUACAUGUUUAGGAUUUGCUUCUUAAGAGAUUGAGGUUUCAGAGCGAUGACUUUGUUUGUUUAUCGAAAUUGGAAUUUACUAAAUUGAAACUGAGAUCUAUUUUCCAA
This is a messenger RNA of Capsella rubella, 436 nucleotides long. Its product is annotated as cyclin-dependent protein kinase inhibitor SMR4. The transcript has a single exon. Lineage: Eukaryota; Viridiplantae; Streptophyta; Magnoliopsida; Brassicales; Brassicaceae. The record is from RefSeq and is a predicted model, not a curated record. Gene Ontology annotation, biological process: regulation of DNA endoreduplication. Bases 42 to 266 code for a protein of 74 amino acids.